Molecule: messenger RNA, 782 nt
Organism: Nicrophorus vespilloides
Lineage: Eukaryota; Metazoa; Arthropoda; Insecta; Coleoptera; Silphidae
Product: RNA pseudouridylate synthase domain-containing protein 2-like
Exons: 3
Source: RefSeq, a predicted model, not a curated record
UUUUUUAACUUUGUUUUUCAGGCGAAGCUGGAGACAAAAGCACUGAAAGCGAAACGUCCAGGUUUCACGGACGACAGAUACAACGAAACAUCAUAUUACAUAGAAAAUGGCCUGCGGAAAGUUUACCCCUACUAUUUCACCUUCACGACGUUCACGAAGGGCCGAUGGGUCGGCGAGAGGAUUCUGGACGUCUUCGCCAGAGAGUUCAGAGCGCAUCCAGCUGAAGAGUAUCAGCGUUGCAUUCAAGCGGGAACGUUGACGGUGAACUACGAAAAAGUCCCGACCGAUUACAAGCUCAAGCACAACGACCUUCUAGCCAACAUAGUGCACAGACACGAAGUACCUGUGACAUGUCACCCAAUCACCAUUGUGCACAUGGACGAGGACGUUGUGGUUGUGAACAAGCCUGCCUCUAUUCCAGUAAGUUGGCCCCAAGACUGCCUUCUCUCUCUCUCUCUCUUUCUCUCAAUCUUUGUCUCUCUCUAUCUCUCUUUCUCUCACUCAAUAUGUAUAUUUGUACAUCAACUAUAUGUCUAUUUCGUACGAAUGAUUCAACUACGUUAUGAACUGAACCAUCGACGAUCAAAAAGUUCGACCUAACACACCCGAAUACAUCGCAACACACUCGAUGCCCAUAAUAUUAUUAUUGUUGUUUUGUUUUGUUGUUGUUGUUAUUUUUUUUUUAUAUGUUGUUUGCACGGAAAAACUAUCCAAAUUACCUCCUCCCACGUUCAAUCUGUUAGAAUAGAUCAAAGAAAAGACUAUAAGUCUAUUUCUCUCUC